Saccharomyces cerevisiae S288C is the source of this 444-nucleotide messenger RNA. It is a transcript of the gene QCR6, whose product is annotated as ubiquinol--cytochrome-c reductase subunit 6. Gene Ontology annotation, biological process: proton transmembrane transport. The transcript has a single exon. The coding region runs from base 1 to 444 and encodes 147 amino acids. NCBI's taxonomy places the organism in Eukaryota, Fungi, Ascomycota, Saccharomycetes, Saccharomycetales, Saccharomycetaceae. The record is from RefSeq and is marked reviewed. Gene Ontology annotation, cellular component: mitochondrial inner membrane.
AUGGGCAUGUUGGAACUAGUUGGUGAGUACUGGGAACAACUAAAGAUAACCGUUGUGCCUGUUGUGGCCGCGGCCGAAGAUGACGAUAACGAGCAGCAUGAAGAAAAGGCAGCAGAAGGAGAAGAAAAAGAAGAAGAAAAUGGGGAUGAAGAUGAGGAUGAAGACGAAGACGAAGAUGAUGAUGAUGAUGACGACGAAGAUGAGGAAGAAGAGGAAGAAGUCACUGAUCAGUUGGAAGAUUUGAGAGAACAUUUCAAGAACACGGAGGAGGGUAAGGCCCUUGUGCACCACUACGAGGAGUGUGCUGAGAGAGUCAAGAUACAGCAACAACAACCCGGCUACGCGGAUCUUGAACACAAGGAGGACUGUGUGGAGGAGUUUUUCCAUCUACAGCACUAUUUGGACACUGCCACGGCACCUAGAUUAUUUGACAAAUUAAAGUAG